GACGCGGAGGGCAGACGCUGAUUGGCCGCAGCUUUACAUGCGCUGCCCUUGGGUGUCAGUCAGCGAACGACCGGGAUGUUGAGGACGUGCAGCCGCCUGCUGAGCUGCGGGUCACCGGGAUUCACCCAGAUCCGGGGUACGGUGGUGGUUGAGCGCUGGUGGAAUGUGCCACUUGCCAAAGAGGGGGAGGAGCCGUACCUUCACCCUCAGAGGCACCGCAUCUAUCGGGUGCUGGAGGACACCAAGCACAGUGCCAAGGAGAAGAUGGAGCUGAUCCUGACGCAGAACGUGCACCGGCUGGGCAGCCUCGGGGACACGGUGCUGGUGGACAAACGGCGGGGGCGGAACAAGCUGCUGGCACAGGGACUGGCGGUCUACGCCUCCCCCGAAAAUAAGGAGAAGUUUGAGGAGGAGAAGAGGUUGCAGCUGUCGGGCGAGCUUGGAGGCAGGAAACAGACCUGGACGGGCGAGAUGACUCUGAAUUACCUGAAGAAGUCUCGGCUGAAGGUUGAGAUGAAGACCAACGUAAAGUGGCAGCUGAACCAGGAGAUUGUGGCACGGAAUCUACUGAAGAGCUUAGGGGUGGUGGCGCCUGUGGAAGCGCUGAAGAUUCCAGAUGAGCCCAUCACCAGGUUCGGGGAGUACUGGUGUGAAGUGACGGUGAACGGCGUCGACACGGUGCGGCUGCCGAUGGACGUCGUGAAUUACAUGAGACCGAAAAUGAAACGAUACAAGCACUGGUUAUCCACGCAAGCAACGAGAUCAGAGGGCGGCACUACCUCCGAGUCACCAGCAGAGGGCGACCUUACCACAGAAUCCUGAGCAGAAGGCCCUCAUGCCUCACAAUCGCCAGCAGAGGGCGACGUGGCAGCGCAGCCACAAACUCUGACAAACGGACCCCCUGGGGGAUUUGCCUGUCUUUGGACUGUCGGCCCCUCAGCCUCGCACAUUCAUUCGUAAUAAAGUCUCCAUGUUGGAUGGCGUUGCACUGCACAGUCA
Molecule: messenger RNA, 999 nt
Organism: Bufo gargarizans (Asiatic toad)
Lineage: Eukaryota; Metazoa; Chordata; Amphibia; Anura; Bufonidae
Gene: MRPL9
Product: mitochondrial ribosomal protein L9
Exons: 7
Coding region: 76-822 (248 amino acids)
Biological process (GO): translation
Cellular component (GO): mitochondrion; ribosome
Molecular function (GO): structural constituent of ribosome
Source: RefSeq, a predicted model, not a curated record